Hypomesus transpacificus is the source of this 1069-nucleotide messenger RNA. RefSeq names its product ADP-ribosylation factor-like protein 3. NCBI's taxonomy places the organism in Eukaryota, Metazoa, Chordata, Actinopteri, Osmeriformes, Osmeridae. Gene Ontology annotation, biological process: cilium assembly. The record is from RefSeq and is a predicted model, not a curated record. Gene Ontology annotation, molecular function: GTP binding; GTPase activity. Gene Ontology annotation, cellular component: microtubule cytoskeleton; cytoplasm.
UCUUCAGUGUCCUCCGUAGCAGGUGGCUGAGGGAUAAUCCAGAGAAAUCAAAGCUAGGGAGACAACAUUCGGACAGCGACACACUCCCGACACCCCGUGGAUUUGUACUGGGAGGAAGAAGAGCAGCAGAAGGCAUCAGGUGUCUGUCCUGACGUACAGGUGGCCUGGACUGUCAGUGUACCGGCUGGGUUUACCAGAGAAUGUAGCUGCAGCCUCCAGCAUCACCACACGACACACACAGCCAUGGGAGAAGCUCAGAAGGGCUUGCUCUCAGUGAUCCAGAAGCUUAAGGGCACCACAGAGCAGGAGCUGAGGAUAGUACUGCUGGGGCUGGACAACGCUGGCAAGACCACCCUGCUGAAGAGUCUGGCAUCAGAGGACGUCAACACCAUCACACCCACCCAGGGCUUCAACAUUAAGAGUGUGGCGUCCAAUGGCAUGAAGUUGAAUGUGUGGGAUAUUGGAGGUCAGAGGAAAAUCAGACCCUUCUGGAAGAAAUACCUGGACAACACAGACCUACUGAUCUACGUCAUAGACAGCGCUGAUAAGAAGAGGUUUGAGGAGACGGGAUUGGAGCUGUCAGAGCUGAUUGAGGAGGAGAACCUGAAGGGAGUUCCAGUCCUGAUCUUUGCCAACAAGCAGGAUCUGGCCACCGCCUCCCCAGCUAGUGAGAUUGCCGAGGGGCUCAACCUCCACACCUACCGGGACCGGCAGUGGCAGAUCCAGGCCUGCUCCGCAGUCUCCGGGGAGGGCGUCCAGGAUGGCAUGAACUGGAUCUGCAACAACAUUGUAAAUAAGAAGAAGUGAGUGACCAGACCUUCACACCUUCCUCUGCUGGGAGAGAGACAAAGACUCCUUUAUUUUUACACUGUCUGGUCAUGUUUUAUUACUGCAGUGUGUGUGUGUGUGUGUGUGUGUGCGUGUGUGUGUGUGUGUGUGACAGAGUGAGUGUAGUUGUGUGUGAGACAGAGUGUGUGAGGGACUCAGAGAACAUCUCUCAGUAGCUGGAGUCAACCCUCACAACAUGAAACGCUGCACUGGCAACAGAGGAAAAUCAGACCAUAAUCUG